Messenger RNA from Otolemur garnettii (small-eared galago), 500 nucleotides. RefSeq names its product translocase of inner mitochondrial membrane 10 (gene TIMM10). Gene Ontology annotation, biological process: protein insertion into mitochondrial inner membrane. NCBI's taxonomy places the organism in Eukaryota, Metazoa, Chordata, Mammalia, Primates, Galagidae. The transcript is spliced from 3 exons. The record is from RefSeq and is a predicted model, not a curated record. Bases 145 to 417 code for a protein of 90 amino acids. Gene Ontology annotation, cellular component: mitochondrial inner membrane.
CCACGUGCUUCCGCUCUUGCCGGCCUGGGCACAGGUGUAGAUUAUAGUACAUGCCUGAAGUUGGGGUCGCAGUAGGCAUUGUGAACUGUCCCAGGCGGUGGAUUAGGAGGCCAGAGGAGAUCCUUUCCACAGUGCCUGGCUGAAAUGGAUCCGCUCAGGGCUCAACAGCUGGCUGCGGAACUGGAGGUGGAGAUGAUGGCUGAUAUGUACAACCGAAUGACCAAUGCCUGCCACCGGAAGUGUGUGCCUCCCCACUACAAGGAAGCAGAGUUGUCUAAGGGCGAAUCUGUGUGUCUCGACCGAUGUGUCUCCAAGUACCUAGACAUCCAUGAGCGGAUGGGCAAAAAGUUGACAGAAUUGUCUAUGCAGGAUGAAGAGCUGAUGAAGAGGGUACAGCAGAGCUCUGGACCAGCAUGAGGACCCAGAUAGUGUACAUCCCAGGGAGCACCUUGCUGCUUCUUACUUUAAUAAAAGUGCCCUGGUUGGGUUUCAUCUGUGAA